This is a messenger RNA of Spea bombifrons (plains spadefoot toad), 1610 nucleotides long. RefSeq names its product R3H domain containing 4 (gene R3HDM4). Gene Ontology annotation, molecular function: nucleic acid binding. NCBI's taxonomy places the organism in Eukaryota, Metazoa, Chordata, Amphibia, Anura, Pelobatidae. The record is from RefSeq and is a predicted model, not a curated record. The transcript has 8 exons. Bases 60 to 839 code for a protein of 259 amino acids.
AUUCCGUGACGUCACUUCCGUCAGGUUCGAGUUAUUCGAUCCACCGAGCAAAUACCGAAAUGGUGACCACCCGGUGCCCCGAAACUGAAGAAGGGGACGUUGAGGCUUAUCGAUUAAUAGAAGACUGCCUCACUCCACUGCCCAGCUCUCCUGGAAAAAAGACCUCGCCAGCCAAACGCAAGCAGUACUACAUUAACCGCGCCAUCCGUAACUCUGAACUGACACCUAAAGCCAAGGGACGCAAGAGUCUACGCCGGCUAGAGAACACACGCUACCUGAUGACGCUGCUGGAGAGGGAAGAAUGUGCUACGGAUGAGAUGGAUACCCGUACAUCCGCAUCACCUAGCAUAUUUACUGAGGCCUGUAACAAUGAGACAUAUAAUGAGAUAUGGAAUGACUUCAUGAACCGCACAGGCGAGGAACAGGAGAAAGUCUUGAUAUACCUGGAACAUGAAAUACGGCAAAGACCCAGAGAGAGGGCUAACAAGACAAGAGACAUAAGAACAGACCAUCCUGCGCAUACUGCUGAAGAGUGUUACCAACGAAUUAACCGCAGCCUUCGUGGCACCCUGAGAAAACGUCAGAUUCCCAUGGGAACCCUGGAAUGUUUGGAAGAAGAGAUGCUCUCUUUCUUCUCAAUCACCCCUGAAUCGGUUUACAUUGCCUUGAUGGAAAACAGUUACCAGCGCCUCCUGUUGCACGCUGUGUGUCAAUACAUGGAUCUGGUCUCUGCAAGUUCUGACUUUAAGGGCAAACGGCAGAUACGUGUAAUGAAUAGACACCGGGUAUUCUGUCCUCCUGAGCUGCUGCUGUCCUCUUACCUCCAGAUGAAGUGCUGACCCUUCUGGGUAUUCAGCACAAGGAGUUAUCCAAUGGCUUUUUAAACCAUUGUUGGCAGUUGCUCCCUGUCCUUGUUACUCUGCACAGCGUUAUUACACGCGCUGCUUCAAUGUAUCUUUAUUACCUGGUGAUUAACCUAUAGUUAAUGUUCUCUGUGCCUAGUAGAAUGUCCUUGUGGAAAUGUAUCUUGUUUGCUGUUGCUUAAGCCCAAUAACCAGUAAUAGAAGGCUGUGCAGAGUUGUCUGGCAGGUGUGCUGAAGUAAAUGUGUUUAUGUAAAAUUGUACAUAUGUGAAUGUAAUGCUGACUGUACAAAAAAUUAAGACUUCUCUUGUACAAUGGGGUCCUGGUUAAACAAGAUAACUAUAGAUUGGAUAUUGAUGAAUUAUAAGCUUUACAAAAAAAACUGUGUAUCACAUUUGUCCUGUUAUUGAACUUUGCACUUGAGCUGGAAAAAAAAUUGUCCGCUGUAUAUUGUCAGUGGGUGUCAUUUGUAUAGCUCGCGUUCCCUCCCUUUACCAAAUGUUGGUAUCUCUGAGCAGGCUACCUCUUAUGGUACUUAAAGAAAAUUUGUAUCCUGUUUAUUCACAAGGUCUAUAUUUAGGCCUUUAGAUGUGCUUAGGAUGCAUCAUGACCUCACACAUCUUAUUAUAUUGUUUUUUUAGUGGAAUCUUAUGCACAGUCAGCAGGUGCUAAUUAAUUUCUAUACUUGGUGACAGUACAAGCAGUUGUAGAACAUUGUCAUAUUUGUAUAAUAAAAUACUUAAAUCAU